This is a messenger RNA of Danio rerio (zebrafish), 8178 nucleotides long. It is a transcript of the gene rab11fip3, whose product is annotated as RAB11 family interacting protein 3 (class II). Gene Ontology annotation, biological process: protein transport. The record is from RefSeq and is marked validated. NCBI's taxonomy places the organism in Eukaryota, Metazoa, Chordata, Actinopteri, Cypriniformes, Danionidae. Gene Ontology annotation, molecular function: nucleoside diphosphate kinase activity; calcium ion binding. Gene Ontology annotation, cellular component: Golgi membrane; Golgi apparatus; centrosome.
AUGUGUGUGUGUGUGAGUGAGACAGCAGAGGUUGUGUAUUGCUGCUGAUGAGAGAGGGAGACAGAUAUAACAGAAACAUCAUCCGUUGAUUAAACAAAACAACAGCAACAGGAGUUCGCUAGCUCAUCUAAAACCGCGGAUGUCAGAUUAACGGAUAAAUCGCCGCCGAGGGAUUGAGAUAAAAGAGCAUCGCGCUUUAUUCGCGGGAUUAUCGGUGGUCUUCAUCCCGCUAACAGGCUAAUAACAAGCGCAGGUGGAUGACUCGCGAGACUCGACCUGGAUUUUGGCCUGUUUUUAAGAAAGAUGAAUUGAGGAAUAACACAUUCACGUCAAACCAAAUUGAAGGAUUUAAUCGACUCUGAAGAGAAAUCGGAAACAUCAUAAAUGUCUUUUUUUUUUAGGGGAAAUCAAAUGAGAAGGGGUCGUGUGGGCCAGCUAGUCGGCUAUUAGGUUUACCUCAGAUGUGUAGGCUGUUGAUGCUAACCGCACUGGAACAAUCUAUCAUUUAAGGGUUUUUUUUUAGUAUGGAACAAUGACAGCUGUUUAAAAAUAGUCUGCUGUGUUUAACAUAUGAAAAAGAGAGAUAUGUUAAGCUUUGUUUACUCAGAUUGCUCGGCAAUCUGGUUAAUCUGAGUAAAACGUUUGAAAUAACUGCCUCGUAAUAGGAUAAACUGUGUAUAAAGAGAGUUUAAACAUUAUAACCAGAUUUGAAUACUUAGUAGUUUAUUCCAGGGAAGUGUCAAGCCUCUUAUAAAUGAUUUACUUGAUGUUUUUGUAGCACUAGCAAGUUAAAGAUUACAAGUUAAAUCAACCCAAAUGAAAUUUGUGUGAUAUUUGCAAUUAUACAGCUCUUUAUUCUAUGAAAUGUCCUACAUGGUGUAUUUUUCAUUAACAACAUUAACAAGAAGUAACCUGAAAUACUGAGGUAAUCCAGUUAAAUUGGAUGGGAGUGACCAUGCUUUUGAGAACACUUGUGUUAAAUGGAUUAGAUGAAUGCAAAACAGGGAAGUAAACUCAACUUUUAUUUAUGGAGAGGUUUGCAUAUUGGGAGAAAAAAAGUAUCGCAGCUCGCAUGGAGCUGAGCUGCAACAGUGAAACCUUAUCCUUGUGUCCGCAAAUGUAAACAGUAGUUGAUCAUUUACAGGGAGGUGGACGCUUACGCAUGGGUCUCGACAAGGAUAUUUCUUUUGGUGCGUAUGCUGGAAGAGGUCACCAAUUGCUUUUGAAUUCCGAACAUUAUUACCUUGUGGGAUCAUAACAAAGGACUGGAAUUUCUGGAAUAUUUCCAUUUAACAGAGAGAGCUCGUCUUUUCAAUGGAGCAAGUUCUCUCCAGCCCCCAGGGGUGUUCUGAGUGGGAGGUAAACGGAAAAACGGAGUGGGAAUCCGAUCAGAAUCCUCUGGGAUUUCUCCUUGUGGAUAAAGAGAACAGUUCUGUUGCAGAUCCUACUAAUGAAAUUUUUCAGGAGAAUGCCAUAAACCUAGAUGACUUAUUUUGGGCGUCUCAGACGUAUUCCUGGGAAAAUGGUUUGGAUUGUGUUUAUCCUGAAUGGAAGGCUCAGCCUCCUCCUUCCCAAGAUCUCAAAGGAGAUGGUAAUUCUGGAAUUUCACAACUUGUUGAAGGAGAUCUCAUCUGUUUUAAUUCUAGAUCUGCAAGUCCUUCGUUGGCGGACAGACCAGUGCAGGACAACAACCUUUAUGACCAUGCUGAACAGGUGGAGGUUACUGCCACUUCAAGCACUUUAAAUGUGUGCACAGGUGAGCUGGGCAUUAACGCCCCCACCCUUCACACUGACAAAACAUUAUUACAAGACACACACCUUAUGCUUGAAGAGUCGCAUUUAACAAACUGUGAGUUCAGUUGUAAUUCUGGUGUGGAAAACGAAAGUCAGAACUUCCUUUCACAUGGGACUCGUAACAUCCUGGAAUCUGAAGGUUUGUUUGCAGUUUCUCCUGUGGAGGUGUCUUGUGUGGAUACAAACUCAAAUCCCAAGCCUACAAUUGUUUGUCAGACACCUCCUUUGGCAUCUGAACACAUCUACCUCUCAUCCUCAGCCCUUCCCUGUGAGCCUGUCUUUCCGAUGACAUGCACAAAGCCACAUGUUCCGCCAUAUCACGCGGGUAGUGCAACACUUCCAAUGGAUGAGGUAGAGAUGAUGUUACCCAAACUUCAAGGUGGAGAAGGGGAGAGUAGUAAACCUUCAGCUAAUAACAGGACCCUUGAGCCCCAAAGGCUAGAUGCUAACACGGACACAACACAUCUAUCAGUGUGUCCAUUAGGAGAGUCUGACAUAUCACCUGAACAUUGUGAGGAAAUGCUGCAUGAGUUGUCAACAAAAUGCACAGUGGAAAUGGUUGAAGAGGAGGUAAAUAAGAAGUCUGUGUCAAGCAACACAACUAAUACUGCUUUUUCCAAACCCAAAACAGAACUUUGUGAAGAAUUGUCAGGAUGCACAUUAGGUGUAUUAUUGGAAACAGUCAGUGGAGACGUAAAGGAGGAAGCUGCGUCGGACUCUAGAACUGAUCAUGUUUUUCCUGAAACUCAAACAGAUCUCGCACCAGUUGCUUUAAUCGAUUCACAAGCAGAAGAUCCUUCAACUGAAAGCUUACCUAGGAAAAAUGGACAAGAGGAGUCCAAAUCAGCCUUACCGGUCAGCACACCUGAGCAUAAUGCCUUAUUUGAGCUCUCAUCAGGAAAUGUCGUGUUACCUGAGGACCACAGCCAGUCAACAUUCUCAGCUCAGACUCAAGCCUUAUCUGAGGUCGACCACGAUGGAGACCUUACUCCUGAUGGCAUGUUAACAGACAACAUUGUUUGCGAAGCCGUGACAUCUAUAGACUCUGUAAUUCUAUCUCUAACAGAUUCAUUUGAACUCCCAAAACUGUCUGACUGUGAUUUAAGUUCACAUGAUUUUGAAUCCCAUGCACUUACACUUGAAAUUCAGAAUAAUGUGACAUGCGUUCAGACAGGCAGCGUUGACAAUAACCCUGAGGAAAUGGUGAAACUCUACUCAAUAAAAACAGAUAAUACAGAGAUUCCAGACACACUCAUGGAUUUAGAAAUCUCGGAUUUACAUCAAAAUCAACAAGAUUUAAAAAGCAAGUCUGACUAUUUGCUGAAUGAUUUACUCCAUGACAACAAUCAGGAACCAAAUGCAAAAACUGACGCCUGUCAGGAACAAAUCAGUGCUCAAAACAAUGAAAACACACUUGUUGAAGAUCUCGCUCUUGUGGACCAACGGAAUGACUCUUUGACCACGAAAUCAAGUGCAAUUGCAUUCGAAAAUAAAUCUGAAAAAAAUCUAACCAGUCACGAUAUGGUGCAGAAUGUCGAAGCCAAACAUCCAACAGAUUCAUUUGAACUGUCAAAACUGGUGGACUGUGAUGCAAAUUCACAUGAUUUUGAAUCUGAUGCACUUGCACUUGAAUUUCAGAAUAAUCUAACAUUUAUUCAGACAGGCAACGUUGACGAUAACCCUAAGGCAAUGGAAAAAGAGAUUCCAGACACACUAACAGAUUUAGAGAUAUCAGAUUCACAUCAAAAUCACCAAGCAACUGAUUUAGGAAGUCAGUCGGAAUAUUUGCAGAAUGAUUUACUCCAUGACAAGAAUCUGGAACCAAGAACUAAUGCCUGUCAGGAACAAAUCGGUGCUCAAAACAAAGAAAACCCACUUGUGGAAGAUCUCGCUCUUGUGGACCAACUGAACGACUCUUUGACUGCAAUAUCAAGUGCAAUUGCAUUCGAAAAUAAAUCUGAAGGAAAUUUACUAAGUCAUGAUACACUGCAGAAUGUCGAAGCCAAACCUCAAACAGAUUCAUUUGAAACCACAAAACUGGUGGACUGUGAAGCAAAUUCACAUGAUUUUGAAUCCGAUGCACUUGCACUUGAGUUUCACCAUAAUCUAACAUGUAUUCAGACAGGCAGCAUUGACAAUAACCCUAAGGCAAUGGAAAAAGAGAUUUCAGACACUCUUACAGAUUUAAUACUCUCAGAUUUCCAUCAAAAUCAACAAGCAACCAAUUUAAAAAGUCAGUCGGAAUAUUUGCAGAAUGAUUUACUCCAUGACAACAAUCAGGAACCAGGAACUGACGCCUGUCAAGUACAAAUCAGUGCUCAAAACAAAGAAAACUUUGUGGAAGAUCUCGCUCUCGUGGACCAACUGAAUGACUCUUUGACCAUGAAAUCAAGUGCAAUUGCAUUCGAAAAUAAAUCUGAAGAAAAUUAUGAUACACUGCAGAAUAUCGAAGCAAAACCUCGAACAGAUUCAUUUGAAAUUACAAAACUAGUCAACUGUGAUGCAAAUUCACAUGAUUUUGAAUCCGAUGCACUUACACUUGAGUUUCAGCAUAAUCCAACAUGUAUUCAGACCGACAACGUUGACGAUAACCCUGAGGCAACGGAUAAACAGCACUCAAAAACAAUAGAUCACACAGAGAUUCUAGACACACAAAUGGAUUUGGAUAUCUCAGAUUUACACCAAAAUCAACUAGAAACCCGUUUAAAAAGUCAGUCAGACUAUUUGCAGACUGAUUUAGUCCAUGACAACAAUCAAAAGCCAAAAACUGAUGCCUGUCAGGAACAAAGCAAUGCUCAAAACAAUGCGAACCCACUUGUGGAAGAUCUCGCUCUUGUGAACCCCCUCACUGACUCUUUGACUGUGAAAUCAAGUGCAAUUGCAUUCGAUAAUAAAUCUGAAGAAAAUAUACCAAGUCAUGAAACGCUGCAGGAUGUUGAAGCCAAACCUCACAGUGUGACUUUACAGGGAGGGGAGAGAUCAGAUUGCAGGUCACCAACUCGGAAUCAAGUCAUACCUCAUUGUGCAAGUAAUCCUGAUUCUUUAGAGUCCACUCCCUUUACCUGUACAGAUAAUCAGCUGACCGUGACGGGUGGACUCGCUGGGCUGGAUCUCACAGAGACUACUAGCCAAUCAGGUGAAGCUUCAGGCGAGGGGGAGGCGGGGCUUCCUGUUCUGCCUACACAUCAGGAGGAUUUCCAUCAACUGACACCAUCAGAGAUAAACCUAGCACAAGAGCAACAAGUGAGCUCAGUCGUCCCCAGCUCUCCUCCCUCACACAGAGAUGUCUUUCCCUGUGGAGCCAGCCUGGAUGGAGAGGCCUACCUGACCUUGAUGGAGAACAAUCCUGAUACUCUCAAACAUGCAGAAAUGACUCUAGAUCUGUGCAAGGCCUCAGACGCUCUGCCGACCAAAUCGCUCCAAAUUGCGCCUGUGGAUUUGAUUCAUGUGCCUAUAGUUUCCGCAACAGCCCCUAGAAGUGAGGAGCAGUCUGCUCUCAGAGCAGUUUUCCAGGCUUUGGAUCAGGACGGAGAUGGAUUUGUUCAUAUUGAGGAGUUUAUUGAGUUCGCAAAAGCCUACGGAGCCGAACAGGUGAAGGAUCUGACGCGGUUCUUGGAUCCCAGCGGUCUGGGUGUGAUCAGUUUUGAGGAUUUCCACAGAGGCAUCAGUGCAAUCAGCAAUGAAGGCUCUGAUCCAGAGCUCUACAAGACUCAUCUCAGCGCAGUGGAAGCCAGUGGACCUCCAGAGGAAUAUGACGAGCAGGCGGAGGUCUCUGACAGCGCUUAUCUGGGUUCAGAGAGUGCCUACAGCGAGUGUGAAACCUUCACAGACGAGGACACGACGGCUCUCGUCCAUCCAGAGCUUCAUGAAGAUGUGGAGACAGACAGCGGCAUUGAAAACACACUCACAGAUGGAGACGACCGCAACAGGUUCACGUUGGGCUCUGAUUUGAAUGGCCACACCGUGGUGGCUGUGAUUGGAGGAGAGGAGGAGCACUUUGAAGAUUUCGGCGAGAGCAACAACACCUCAGAUCUGCUGCUGGCCAAUCAGGAGGAGGGAAGGGUGAGGCCAGACGGGGAGGGAGAUGCAGAGCCACUCCCACACUCAGACAGCCCACUGCCCCACCCACUGAUGCUGCUCUCUCCAAGCUCCAGCAAGAGGCUGUCCAGUAAGAAAGCUGCAAGACACUUACAGCAGUCCAACAACCUGGAUGUCAUGGGAGAUCUGACUCAAGACAUUUUGGACCUGGCCGAUCGUGACAUCACAGACAAGGUGUUGCUGCUGGAGAAGCGCGUAUGUGAGCUGGAGAAGGACUCGCUGGAGAGUGAAGAGCAACAUGCACGCUUGCGCCAGGAAAACCUCACUCUCGUGCAUCGCGCAAACGCUCUGGAGGAGCAGCUGAAGGAGCAGGAGCUGCGCACCGAGGAGGACUUACUCGCUCAAACCCGAAAACACAGAGAUGCACUUAACAAACUCCAGCGGGAGAGAGAUCUGGAGAUCGAGAACCUCCAGGCCAGGUUGCAUCAGUUGGAUGAGGAGAACAGCGAGCUGAGGUCAUGUGUUCCCUGUCUGAGGGCCAACAUCGAGAGACUGGAAGAGGAAAAGAGGAAGCUUCAGGACGAGGCAGACGACAUCACACAGCGCCUAAAUGAAGAAAGCGAAUCACGCAGGAAAAUGUCCGACAAGCUGAGCCAUGAACGACACACCAACCAGAAGGAGAAAGAGUGCACUCAGGGGUUGAUAGAGGACUUGAGAAAGCAGCUGGAACACCUGCAGCUGUUCAAGUUGGAGACUGAAGCGAGAAGAGGCCGAUCUUCCAGCAACGGCCUGCAAGAAUACAACACACACAUGAGAGAGAACGAACUGGAGCAGGAGAUACGCAGACUCAAACAGGAUAACCGCAGUCUGAAGGAGCAGAACGAUGAGCUCAACGGUCAGAUCAUCAACCUGAGCAUCCAGGGAGCGAAGAGCCUUUUUACAGAGUCUCUGUCCGAAUCACUCGCUGCCGAGAUCAACAACGUCUCCCGCGCUGAGCUGAUGGAGGCCAUCCACAAACAGGAGGAGAUCAACUUCCGUCUGCAGGACUACAUCGACCGCAUCAUCGUCGCCAUCAUGGAGUCCAACCCCUCCAUCCUGGAAGUCAAAUAAUCCCAUCUAUGAACUAAAACAGGAGGCGAGAGGAGACCACCAAUUCAAUCACGAUGUUGAUCAGAUUAUUUAAUGAUUCGCCUUGUAUGGAUGUGUGUGUGUGUGUUGGUUUUGGUGGUUUACGAGGACACAAAUUUGUUUAACCCUAACCCUAACCCUAACCCUAAGUUGUUGCAAACAAUUUAUAUAAGCUGAACAAACACAUUAAGUUACUAAAUUGAAUUAGUUUGUUUAAAUUCAGCCCAUAUAAAUUGUUUACAACCUUAAAUAAAGUAAAUCCAAAUAAUAAUUUUUUUCUGCGGGUCCAUGUAAUUGAAAACUCUUAAAAGUCAUAUUUACAUGGUCUUUUCACUUUUAAAAUUUGCCACGGGUUUCUUGUGAGGGUUGGGUUUAGAGGUAAGGCCAUAUUAUCAUACCUGCCCACACUCCCGUUUUUCCCAGGAGUCUCCCGUAUUUCAGACCCAUCUCCCAUCGCCCUCCUGUUUUGUUAUUUGUCCUGGAUAACUUAAUUGGGAAAAUUCCACCCUCCUCCCUCCAGUCCUCAACCCCCGGGUUGCAACUUUGGUAUAGUAUCCAAUUGCCACGACCGCUUGGUACCUGACCUAUAGUACAAUUAGUUACUAACACCACAAACAUCAGCACCCCCCCACGUUUCUCAACUGUCGAGCGCACACAUAUGCUCUGGCGCAAUGUUCACAAUGCCCUUGCCCUGGCUGACGCUGAUGUUGACGCUCUCAAAAAUGUAACUACACAUCACAACGACACAUAUCGUAAGCUCUGUGAUUGGUUUGCUUGAUAGCUGUGACCAGUGUGGGCAGGACCAAGGGCCGGCCAAACCCAUUGUAGCAACUGUUUACAAGUGUCAAUCCCGUGAAGUAGCUCUAGAUGGAAACUGUUGUGUUUUACCUUAUGAUUAAGGUUGUUGCUAGUCCAACGGUUCCCGCCUCAGAAUGACCGAGAUUUAGCUACUUUUACAUUAAGGUAGCGUUUAGAAAAACAAAACACCCGCAUAGAAACUCAACACAGAGGAACAUAAACACCUACUGCCAGCUAGCGUUUCAGAAGUGUUAUUGCUGAUCAACACAAACAGCUCGCAGGUGUUUAUGUUCCUCUGUGUCGAGUUUCUUCAUGGGUGUUUUGGUUUUCUGAACGCUGCCUUCAUGUAGGAGUAGCUAAAACUCGCUCAUUUUGAGGCGGGAACCAGCGGAUGUGCAACAACCCUUAAUCAAGUAGUGU